Chiloscyllium plagiosum (whitespotted bambooshark) is the source of this 1996-nucleotide messenger RNA. RefSeq names its product caM kinase-like vesicle-associated protein. The record is from RefSeq and is a predicted model, not a curated record. NCBI's taxonomy places the organism in Eukaryota, Metazoa, Chordata, Chondrichthyes, Orectolobiformes, Hemiscylliidae. Gene Ontology annotation, biological process: protein phosphorylation. Gene Ontology annotation, molecular function: ATP binding; protein kinase activity.
CGCUUGCAGUCAGUGUACACCCAGCCUGCGCUGCACCGCUCUGCCUCUCGCUGGUCUCUCUCUGAGUAACAGUGUUCGCCUGACUCAGUCUCGUACCGACUCAAACACCAUCCAGCAACUGAUCGGAGAGCAGCACAUGUGGCUCGCUGAAGAGACUGAUGCCCAUGGUUCGCAGGAUAGUGGUCCAUUUGGAGCAACUUAUUUCUCAUCCAAACAGAGCAGAGAACUCGCUAACGGGGUCUCCAAUCACUUUGAUCUCCUCUUAUAAAUAAACACAAUCUUGGGACACGUUUAACCGGACAGGUGCCGCAGGAAUUAGACCACACAUCCACCACACAAAACUAACAACAGCAAUGCCUUUUGGCUGUAUAACGCUUGGUGACAAAAAGGAUUAUAAUAACCCUUCGGACGUCACAGACAAAUAUGAUCUGGGACAAACAGUCAAAACGGAGGAAUUCUGCGAAAUAUUCCGAGCAAAAGAAAAAUCUACUGGCAAAAUGUACACUUGCAAGAAGUUUUUAAAGAAAGAUGGAAGAAAAGUUCGGAAGGCUGCAAAGAACGAAAUCAUGAUUUUAAACAUGGUGAAGCAUCCAAACAUAUUACAGCUGGUGGACGUCUUUGAAACACGCAAGGAAUAUUUCAUUUUCCUGGAACUUGCCACAGGCCGAGAGGUGUUCGACUGGAUCCUGGACCAAGGUUACUAUUCUGAGAGAGACACCAGCAAUGUGAUCAGACAAGUAUUGGAGGCUGUGGCCUAUCUACAUUCCCUCAAAAUCGUGCACAGAAAUCUUAAGCUGGAGAACUUAGUUUACUUUAAUCGUCUAAAAAAUUCCAAGAUUGUCAUAAGCGAUUUUCACCUGGCCAAACUGGAGAAUGGGCUGAUUAAGGAACCUUGUGGAACACCAGAGUAUCUUGCUCCAGAGGUUGUUGGACGACAGAAAUAUGGACGACCAGUUGACUGCUGGGCCAUUGGAGUGAUCAUGUAUAUACUGUUAUCAGGGAACCCACCUUUUUAUGAUGAAAAUGAUGAUGAAGAUUAUGAAAACCAUGACAAGAACUUAUUCCGAAAAAUUCUAGCUGGGGACUAUGAAUUUGAUUCUCCAUACUGGGAUGACAUUUCAGAAGCUGCAAAAGAUCUGGUGAGUCGCUUGAUGGAGGUUGACCAGGACACAAGGAUAACAGCUCAAGAAGCCAUAAACCAUGAAUGGAUUUCAGGAAACGCAGCUUCAGACAAGAACAUCAAGGAUGGUGUCUGUGCUCAAAUUGAAAAAAAUUUUGCCAAAGCGAAAUGGAAGGUACUUGAAAAAGCAGUGAGAGUAACGACAAUAAUGAAACGCCUGCGGGCGCCUGAGCAAAGUGAGACCGCCAACAAAUCACCGACAGCGGUGCCCACUCCAUCAGGCGAAGCCGAGAACAAGUCAGCGAGUGACAGCGCGGCUUCACCCAGCCAGACGGACAACUCUGCGAAGGUCGGCGUGACAGCUGAGGCCUCCCCCCGGUGUAAUGGAGAGGCGGUCAGCCCCCACAAACCCGCCGCCGAAGCAUGGGAAGGACAAAAUGGCUGAAACCGUCACCACCCACAGAGAGAACUUAUUGUACAGAAUUUUAAAAAAAAGUUUCACAUUUUUAAAAGUUAUAGAAGUGGCAGGCAUGGUCAAACGGAUCAUACACAUUAACAAGAAAAUUAAAUAAAUUGAAGCAUUAUUCAGAUAUGAUAAUUGCCGUAGUUAGUUCCAGCGAGGCAUGUGUUAAAAAGUGUGUGAGGUUUUGAAGCAAUAAUUGGCAUGUGUGAAUACUGUCUUUACUUAAAGUGAAUCUAGGAUGAGCAACUUGGAGGGAGUGCUGUAGCCAAAGCUUAAAUCUGCCUGACAUCUUUUCUUUUGCCCACAGUGUAUCCACAUAGUACACAUCUAGGCUAUUAUUCUUUUCAAUCAUUUUACUUAGGGGAAAAAAAAUCUAUUUUAAUUCCAGUUUUUGUUUAAAAUCACAGAUUUUA